Messenger RNA from Echinococcus granulosus, 531 nucleotides. RefSeq names its product Tripartite motif-containing protein 9. Bases 1 to 531 code for a protein of 176 amino acids. The transcript has 2 exons. The record is from RefSeq and is a predicted model, not a curated record. Gene Ontology annotation, molecular function: protein binding. NCBI's taxonomy places the organism in Eukaryota, Metazoa, Platyhelminthes, Cestoda, Cyclophyllidea, Taeniidae.
AUGCCCACACAAAUCAACCUGCAACCGGAAUUGCCAAUCAUCUCUGACACUCAAAUGGCAGAGGUGAAGCAUCAGGCCCAUUUCCUGCCCCUCCCCCCUACCCUUCAAAGUUUACACGCUGGUCACGACGCGCGGGCCUGGGCGAUGUACAUCGAUCAAAAGCGGAGCUGGUUCCUCCACAAUGGAGAGCACUUCGAGCGCACUGACGGUGGCAUCAAUGUGGGCAGUGUAAUCGGUGUACGACUGGACUGCGAACGCGGCAGUCUGGCCUACUACCUUGACGACGAGCCACACGGUCCAAUCGCAUUCACUGGCCUCCCCACAGGUGUAUACUACCCUGCUAUUAGUCUCAACCGCGAUGUUCAGGUGACCCUGCGAUCCGGCCUCGAACCGCCCUCCUCAGACAGUGAGGACAGCGAUGAGAGCGCCUCCCCCUGUCCACCUCUCGUCUCCACCUCCGUCACUGCUCCUGCCCUCGCUCUUACUCGACCACACUCGGGGAAGUCAACCCAAUCCAGACCCUCGCAGUGA